AAAAGGGUGGGGAAGAGAUGGAGUAGACAUGGAGGAAGAAUCAUUUAACUGAGAGAGAAGAUAAAACCCUCUCAGACACACAGCGAAAAUGAGGGUUUCACUUUGAGCAUUCUAUCGCCACUGCCGUACAAAAUGAAACCUACUUUACCAAAAUCAGACACAAGGAUUCAAAGGAAUCUCAUUCUUCUGCCAUUUUAAUCUUCAGGCUCAGACUUUCUUCUCUCCUCCGCUGUCUCCAUGUGCUGCUAAUGUGUCUUCUGCUUUCUGUGACACCAUUUUCUGACAUUUUCAUGGCCGUCUCUCCUCACCCACCAACGUGUUUCUCUACCACCUUUUAGUCACUGAAGCAACCAUGUCAGAGGACAUUACAAAUAUGAAGGAUCCUUUGUUUUUGGACAAGAGUUUCAAUGGUAUAUCGGAUGAAAUCUUCGACGAUGUCAUAAAAUUCUUUGAUUUCCCGCUCGACGAUGUGGAAGCUAAUAUUGCGGAAGAAGAAGAUUGGGAUGCUCAAUUUAAACGCAUUGAAGAGCCAUCUUUUGAUGUGUUCUCAGUGUCAUCAUCUGAAUUGUGCGGUAAAACUCAAAACAAUUUACACCUUGGGAGGACUUUCUCUACUCGUAAGGAGAUUUCUCAUGUAAAACAAAUGGCAGAGGCUGCUAAGCCUAACGUCUACCUCAAUAAAAAGGAUCAGCCCCAGUUCCGAACCUACAGCCCAGUUUCUGUAUUUGAAAGCACUACAUCUUCCUCUGGUGAGAGUUCCAACUUUGAUCUACCCGUCAUCCCAAGGAAGCGCCCUCGAGGGAGGCGCCAGCGCCUGUCCAGCUUUGCCUCUCUAUUGUCGAUCCCGUUCACCUCUACAUCACUGGCAUUGCGAAAAUCACGGAAGGGAGUUGCUGCAGGACAGUUAUUAAAUGGGGUGAAAAGGAAGCAGAGGAAGAAGGAUUUCUCCAUUCUCUCAAGUGAUGUCAAGAGGAACGGAUCAUCAUUAGGAGAUUCAGGUGCCCCUAGAAAAUGCAUGCAUUGUGAAACGAUGAAGACCCCACAGUGGAGGGAGGGACCUAUGGGUCCAAAGACUCUCUGUAAUGCAUGUGGGGUUCGAUACAGGUCAGGUCGCCUGUUCCCUGAAUACCGCCCUGCAGCUAGUCCCACUUUUGUACCAUCUCUGCAUUCCAAUUCUCACAAGAAGGUCAUAGAGAUGAGAAACUCGGCCAUGCAAGAGGCUAGGGCUUCUAUUUUGGGUUUGUCAUCGAAUUAACCUUCCUGGAAAUCAUUUAGGAUAGUAUCUUGUCAUAUUUUAUUGAGUGUAGUCGAAAACAGGUGCCUCUUUUUUCAUUUUUCUCACCUUUUUAUUAUUAUAACGUUGCAUUGCUUAGUUUCAUUUUUUCUUUUAAUCAUGUAAGUCAGUGGAAUGUAAAAGGUGCCAGCAGCACUAGCACAGUAUUUCUGCAUGUUAGGCAUUCCGGAAACACGUUGUCAAUUUUUAGACAGAAGUAGAUGGAGUACAAGUUCUUAAAUUCAGACAUUUGCAUGUUUACCCAAUA
Molecule: messenger RNA, 1541 nt
Organism: Neltuma alba
Lineage: Eukaryota; Viridiplantae; Streptophyta; Magnoliopsida; Fabales; Fabaceae
Product: GATA transcription factor 11
Exons: 3
Coding region: 353-1255 (300 amino acids)
Biological process (GO): regulation of DNA-templated transcription; cell differentiation
Cellular component (GO): nucleus
Molecular function (GO): zinc ion binding; sequence-specific DNA binding
Source: RefSeq, a predicted model, not a curated record